Messenger RNA from Hyposmocoma kahamanoa, 1108 nucleotides. RefSeq lists its product as uncharacterized. The transcript is spliced from 4 exons. The record is from RefSeq and is a predicted model, not a curated record. NCBI's taxonomy places the organism in Eukaryota, Metazoa, Arthropoda, Insecta, Lepidoptera, Cosmopterigidae. Gene Ontology annotation, cellular component: membrane; cytosol. The coding region runs from base 1 to 672 and encodes 223 amino acids.
AUGUAUAGUGAUUACAAGACUUAUGCUGAUGUGAAAGCUAUAGAAAAAUGGGAACCAACACCAGUAAUAUUGGAUGAAUGCUUUGUAGCAUUAUCUUCGUACGAAUACAAAAAUCGAAAUAGAAAAGUGAAAUUCUGCGAAUUGCCUGUAUCGUGCAAGAAUGUUUUGAAGACUGGUACAGAUGUUGGAUUUGCUCUAUCUCACAGGAUUUUAUUCCUAGCCGCAGCUCGCCUUGGAGUGGGUUGCUUUUUAUUGGGGAAGUUACAGGACGAUGUUUUAAAAGGGAAGCUGUGUCGGGAGGCCUACGACGAAGGACGGUACAUUGCUAUGAACGGUUACGAUUUUAUUGGCCUAAUGAUGGAAUAUGUUGCUGUAUGUUCUAUGUUGGGCCAUACGGAGUUUCUUCGACGUGACUGGCUAGAAGAAAGCAUACGUCAUCAAACUACGGCUGGAUGCUUCAACGAUCCUUCUAAUGCUAUAGAUAAAGACGUGUCUCAUGAAAUGGAACGCCCCUGCGACAUGCACGUGACGGGCGUAAGUGUAGCCGCCAUCACCUCCGCUGUCAGGUGGAUACUGGAGACUGACUAUUUUUCGGAUAACACUAUAUAUGAGGAUAAGAAAAUGCCCUUACUACCUUUCCUAAGACGGGAUUAUUUAAUAAAUUCGGAUUAAGACGAAAGCAAUAAUUUACUCCACCUGGGGUAUAUUUUCUAAAAAAAGUGCAGGCGUUAUUGUGUGGAAAUCCAUUUGAAUAAAAAUAAAUUAUUAAUUAUUAAUAGAAGUAAAUUAUUUUGCUAUUUCCCGAAUCCAGUGACUGUUAUAUCGUGCAAAAUAGCUGGGUUUGUAUUGGAUAUUUUUUCCAUGCAGUACAUUCUACCACCUGUUUCUUCGGCGUCGACCUUUGAACAAUCAAUAACACCUUAGGAUGCCUUGAAAAGAGGCAAAACACGUGUCGGGUAUAUUUGUGGUGGUGGUAUUUGUGAUUGUACAUGCGCUUGUGUCAUAUAUGUAAUUAAUUUUAUGCGUGGAGAGGGUGGAAAAAGAACUAUAUGAAAAAAUUCAAUUUAUGAGUAGCAUUUUGAACGAUUUAAUCUUCGCUGGGUUCGCG